Molecule: messenger RNA, 543 nt
Organism: Ostertagia ostertagi
Lineage: Eukaryota; Metazoa; Nematoda; Chromadorea; Rhabditida; Trichostrongylidae
Source: the annotation of a GenBank genome assembly
AUGUACCGCGCUUUAUUCGCCUCCUUAGGCGAACGACAAUCGCCGGUUAAUAUUUCUUCAGAUACGGUAAUAUGUGAUCCAGAUAUGUGCCAGCCUUCAUCGAUGAAUUUGACCUAUUACGAAGGGGACUGUGAGGAUGUCAUUGCUGAGCCGAGCACUUGGAAGAUGAGGACGAGUGGUCAGUGCAAAACUAGUCUUACUGCAUCGCAUCUCCCAGGCGAAUUUCGACUGUCACAAGUGCAUGGGCAUUGGGGUAAGACAGCCGAUUGUGGUACAGAGCACACAUUCGACUAUCAACAUUACGCAUCUGAGGUACAUUUCGUUUUUUGGAACACCACUUAUGAAUUCAAGGAGACGUGCAAUUAUCCAGAUGGGAUAGCUGUCGUAGCUGUGUUUCUUACGGUCGGUAAGCACAACAACGAUUACGCGCACAUCACUGCAGCGUUGCGAGAAGCCGUUCGCAGCCAAGCACCUUCAGCUGUAUCAACGAAGCUUGAUCUGACUAAACUCCUUCCUAUAGGUUUGUUCACUAAUUUGUUCCCA